CCUGCAUUUGUUGCCCCCACUCUAUAAGACCAAGCCUUAGAAUUUCGCUGUAAAGCUAGGAUUCUGCUUUUUGUUUUGCUUUGACACUCCAUGUUCCUCCAACCAUCCGCUUUCUAGCAAGAAGAAUGAUUUUCGGAUUGAAAAAUUCUCCCAAGUGAUAAUAUCAUUUCCCCCCCUAGGUUUUGACUCUGUUAGUCUAUGCCUUUUGUUGUCAUGGGUUUUUGUAACAUAUUCUCAAGUUCAUCUAACAUGGUCAUUGUGUUUUCUUCCCCUUUUCACUGAUCACCAUGCAUAAGAGCUGAAUUCUCAAAUCAAUUUCUUUCCUGAAAUAUUUGAAUGAAUUGCAUUACUUUCAAGAAGAAAGAACUACAGUAGACUACCCCACUAGCAAAAAUAUGUUUUCUCAUUUAUUUCUCCCCAAUAUUUGUUAGUUUCUUAUGUGAAGUUAUAGGAUAAAAAUCAUAAUAGCUCCUUAGGGAAAAUGACGAUACAUUUUAAUUUCUGAUUAUCUAAAGCCCCAACUUUAAUGAAAUAUCGUAAACAGUUUCCAAUUGGAGCAGGGAAAAGAAGAGAAAAUGUUAUGUGAAUACAUGUUUCAAUAUUUUAUGGCAGUGGCUUCUGAAGUUACAUUCACCUCUUCUACACAAUGUUCAUACCCCUCGAGUCCAGCAUUUGGUCUUGGCUUAACAGCUGCUGUGGCUCUUUUGAUUGCUCAAAUAAUCAUAAAUGGUUCAACCGGGUGCAUUUGUUGCAAAAGAAGCCCUGAACCUUGGAACUCUAAUUGGACAAGAGCCCUCAUAUGCUUUGUUACUUCUUGGUUCACGUUUGUUAUAGCUUUCCUUCUCUUGCUGACUGGUGCAGCACUCAAUGAUGAGCAUGGUGAGCAGACUGUCUACUUUGGCAACUACUACUGCUAUGUUGUGAAACCUGGAGUUUUUUCAUGCGGUGCUCUCUUAUCUCUCGUGAGUGUCACCCUCGGAAUUCUGUAUUAUCUGACCAUAAACCUGAGAAAAACUAGCAAUGGCACAUGGGGCAGUGCUGUUCCUAAUCAAGGUGGCAUUGCAAUGGGACAACCUCAGUUCCCGCCCCAGAGCACUGCAGGUCCGGUUUUUGUACAUGAAGAUACUUACAUGAGACGCCAGUUCCCUUGAUCAGUGAACUUACCACUUAAUGCAGUCAGUCAUGUUAGCAUGGAGAGUCUACUUCAAGUAUAUAUUGAGAGAUAGUCUGGAUGCAGGGAUGUAUAAAAGGGGAGUACGUUGUUGAAGUUAUCCCAAUGUAGGAUGUUUGUUUUGACAUGUGGGAGUUCCUUUGUUCAGUUGGAGUGUAUAUUACAUACUAGAAAAUGUGCACAAUGUGGUAAACAUUGUCUUAACAGAAUUAUAAUAAUACGAUGAUACAUUGAGUGUUUUUAUUU
Messenger RNA from Rubroshorea leprosula, 1417 nucleotides. Lineage: Eukaryota; Viridiplantae; Streptophyta; Magnoliopsida; Malvales; Dipterocarpaceae. The record is from the annotation of a GenBank genome assembly.